This is a messenger RNA of Emiliania huxleyi CCMP1516, 5145 nucleotides long. RefSeq lists its product as hypothetical. Bases 1 to 5145 code for a protein of 1714 amino acids. Gene Ontology annotation, biological process: signal transduction. Lineage: Eukaryota; Haptophyta; Isochrysidales; Noelaerhabdaceae. The transcript has 14 exons. The record is from RefSeq and is a predicted model, not a curated record.
AUGCCCUUGAGCGGCACCAUUUUUGAACUCAUUCGACCGCCUAUGCUCGACAAGCUCAAACUCGAGUUCGUGCCGGCCGACGGUAAUCGGCUCGCUAUCAAGAUCUCUCCACCUCCGCCGCCGCCGCGUGCCGACAAGCAGGCGCGUGCGUGCGGCACCAAGGUAGCCCUCGCGAAGGACAUCCCCGUGGCAGAGUCUGGCGCGGAGGCCUUCCUCAAGGAGGUCCCCAAGAAGGACCUGACCGCGUUCGACUCUGCCAAGGCCGUGUCUGCCGCCCACAAGCCGAGCGCUUUCGCCGACUGGACGACCCCGUCGAACCCGCGCCGCAACAACGGGCGCGAGGGUGAGGCCAAGGAGUCUCCAGAGGAGAAGCUCGCCACGGCGGGCAUCGACGAGUGGAAGACCGGCAAGGGCGAGCCCAACCUGGUCGACUGCUCCAAGAGCACCACCUCGAUCGACCCACCGACGGCCCCCAGCGGCGUCACCAAAGAAGAUCCGGCUCUCGAGCCGGCGGCGGCCGGCGACGCGCCGCUGCCGUCGAUGAAGGAGUUCCCGGCGGCGCGCACCUUGCAUUCUGCGCCGUGCGGCGACGCCGACCGGACCGUCUCGGCCAAGGAGUCUCCGGGGGGCAUCUCCGGCUGGACCAACCCGUCGAAACUGCGCCGCAAGAAGGCGCGCAAGGGCUCGUCCGCCCGGGUCGGCCGCGUCGAGAACGUCUCCUGGGUCGGCGGCAAGAACCGGUUCGGGGCCCUGCUCGGAACGAACGGCAACGAGGACGUCGGUGGCGGCGGCAAGGUGGCCCACAAGGCGCGGCCGCCCCGCGGCUCCACGCCGCCGACCACGGACUCGGGCAUGGUCGAGACGACCACAGUUCCCACGCUGGACAGCUCCGUCUCGGCCUCCGGCCGGUUCUCGUGGCCCAAGCUCUGCCCGUCCUACAACUUGCUCCGCCUCUUUGCCAUCCUCGCGCUGAUCUGCCUCGGAGCCGCGUUUGCGCACUCCUCGUACUCUGCCACUUCCGCGCUUCUCUCCUCGCAGCGGUACGACUCCCCGUGGCCGACAUCGCCUCUCGCGACCGUCGCAAAGCCGUUCACGCCGGCAUCGCCCAACGCUUUCUGCGAGGUUGGCAGCAACGACGCCAGCUCGUUUGCAGCCAUCGUAUCGUCGGACAGCGCGCCCGCCAACCACCCGGGCGGACGCGACGAGGGGCGCUCGUGGGAAGCACUGAUGGACGAGAUCGGCGAGGCAGUGGGCGAGCCGUUGCACCUAAUUGGCGAGCCGCUGGCGUCCGUCAAGGAAAUUUACGAGAAGCAGCCGGGCGGGGCCGACUUGGAGACCGUCCCGGCCUCGCGCAACAGCAUGGAGCGCAAGGGCGAGCCUGAGAUCGACCUCGUCGGUCCCGUCUACAGCAACAGGACGGGGAUCAUCGCUCGGGGACGCGACACCGUCUUGCCCGUGAACGACACGUCGCCCGAGUUGCGGCCCGCCGACGCUGGGAAGCCUGGGAUGCUGGAGGUGCGGAAGCUGGUCGAGACUGGCCUCGGCGCGCCCGUCGCUAGCAUGCACGCCGGUGGCGAGUGGCGGGCGAACGACGGAUUGACGGACGCUUCUCGAGUCCCAACCAAGGACCUCUUCCUCCAGCGUUGCCGGGCCAUCGAACCUCUUCUCGCGGCCACGCUUGAGGGGCCGGCGUGGCCUGCAGAGGUCAGCACCGUCGCCGACUCGAACGCGGUCGAGUCAGAUAUCUUCUCGGUCCCAAGUGUGUGCGCCGAUUGGCAGCCGCACUGCGCCGCCCUUGCGUGGCACGUGGAGCCUCGCCACGCGCUCACCGACGAGCUCUGCAAGACCGACAAGCCUCCCACGGGCCCACCGGCCGACGAGCGCUCCAUCGAGCUGCCCUCCCCGUUCCACUUUCCCUCCACGAGCGGAACCUCUUCUUCCGCGCCUGGCCGCGCCCGGCAGCGCGGUCAGCGUUUGGCCGCCUUGUUCUUGCUGCUCGGAGCGUGCGGCGGGCUGCUGAGGCAGUGGAUGUGGCCGCCGCGCUACGGUGCGGCCUUGCUGCGGCGGACCAACUCGGGAGGGCGCCUCGUGCGGUGCCGGACGGGGUCGAGGCGCGGCGCGUGGCUGAUUCUCGUCGCGCUGCUUCCGCUGGCAUGUGCACCGCGUCCCUCAACACCGCCACCACUGCCUCCAGUUUCACCGCCUCUGCCGCCGCUCGCCCCCGGUUUUGUCGCCGCGGCGAGCGAGGCCGAGCUCCGCAACCUGAUCGAGAACGAAAACGCCCCUGUGUGCUUACUCUCGGACCUCAUGGGAAUCGUCCGAGCCCUAAACCAGGCCUACUGCCGGGUCGCGUUCAGUAACGCAAUCAGUGAGGAUGAAGACGUCUCGGAUGAGCUCUUCUGCGACUGCACGGCCACAGUCGAUCCAGCUGUAGCGGCUACGUUCGACUGCCGCCCUACCGAAACCUCCGAGUUCUCGAUCCUUGGGCGGUACAGAGCGUGCUCCGGAAUUGCUGCGAAGAGCGUCUCAAUCUACUUGCCGCCCAGUGCGCACUUCGAGCUGAGCAGCCAGUUCAGGUGCACCUCCAGAACCAAGGAGGGCGGCGUCGUCUACGCGUGGAACAGCGGUGCGGUCUCGAUAACCGAGUCGGCCGUGAGGGACUGCUCGGCUGGCGAUUACGGCGGCGUCGUCUUCGCGUGGUACAGUGGUGCGGUCUCGAUAAUCGGCUCGACCGUGUCGGGCUGCUCUGCUGGCUUGCACGGCGGCGUCGUCUACGCGCGGGACAGCGGGAUCUCGUUGUACCGCACCCUCUCCCGCGCCGAGACAUGGGGCCGCUUCAGAGCACGUCUUGACAUCUGCGAGUCGCAGGUCGGCUUCCAGCCCAAGUUCAAGAUCCUGGUCAGCUUCUACCAGAUCGCCGCGACGCUCGGCCCCGUCUACGGCGUCCGCCUCCACGAGGACUUCACGCGCUGGACCGACUUCAUGGACGCGAUCAGCCUCGACCUAAUCGGCCUCACCUAUCCGGAUGCCUGCAUCGGCUCGAUGGGAGACCGGCUCCUGCUCGCAGGCUUGUGGCCGAUCUUCUCCAUCAUGCUCGGAGGCGCCGCCCUCGCCUGCUGCGCCCUCGCGGAGUGGCUUCUGUCUGGUCGCGCCGACGCCCUCCGGCGCGACCUUGUGCGCGCUACGCUGCGUCGCCUCCUCUACUGGGCUAUCCUCGUCGCCUACCUCGUGCUGCCCUCUGUCUCCCGCUCCAUCUUCAAGGCGCGGCAGUGCGAGUCGUUUAAUGUCGACGACUUGACAGCGGAGAGGCGCAGCUACCUCGUUGCCGACCUCGACGUGCUCUGCAGCGCCGACGACGACCAGUACAGCGGCCUCGACGCGUACUUCUGGGCCUUCUUCGUGCUCUGGCCGAUCCUGUUCCCGCUAGCCUUCCUGGCGCUCCUGCUUUCGAUCCGCUCCGAGGUGCGGGCGCAGCGAGUCAGGGCCACGGCCCGCGCUUGCCGCUUCCUCUGGCGCGACUACGAUCCGCGCUUCCUCUUCUGGGAGGUCGUCGAUCUGGGCCGCAAGCUCUUCCUCGCUUCACUGGUGCUCUUCAUCCAGACAGACACCGGGUCGAGCAAGAUCCUCCGCCUCUUCGUCGCCUCUGUUGUCUCAGCCCUCUACCUCGCCGCUCUCACCCUCGCCCGGCCCUUCAAGCGUGACGACGACCUCUACCUCGCGUGCACCGCCAAUCUGUUUCUCGCAUGCUGCUUCAUCUCCGGCAUGAUGAUUCAGCUCUGCGAGAGCGCUGCUUACGAGGACAUGUGCAAGGCCCUCGUCGGCUUCGACAGCGCGCGCGUAGCGAGUGAGUUUGUCAUUGCGCUCACCGCCGCAAUGCUGGCCGCGUCGCUGCUCGUCGUCCUCUUCAAGACUAUCAGCGCCGUCCGCAUGCCCACCAUCCGCCUCUACUCCUCCGGCCGCCCCCCAGUCCUCACGCUGCCGCGCACAUGCCACUUCCACGGCUUCAUCUCGCACUGUUGGGGAACCGGCCAGGACCAGACGCACACCGUCGUGAGGCAGCUCCAGCUUCUUCUCCCCGGCGUCCGGAUCUGGCUCGACGUCGACAAUCUCGAGGACGUGGGCAGGCUCGAGGAGUCGGUCAGAGACGCGACGACCUUUCUCGUCUUCCUCAGCGCGGGCUACUUCAAGAGCUUCAACUGUCGCCGCGAGCUGUACGCUGCGCUAGGCUCGAACCGGCCCUUCAUCCCGAUCCAGGAGGCUGACGUCGACAAGGGCGGCGCCUCGAUCGAGGCGCUGAAGGCAGAGUGCCGCGAGCACUGCGUCGAGACCGCCCCGCCGGCCUACCCCUCCUAUAGCGGGCCAGGCGAGAUGCUCGCGCGCGUGUUUGAGGCGACGCCGCCGAUUGUGUGGGUGCGGGGGAACGCCUUUCAGCUCGAGUCGCUCAAGGCUGUCGCGCUUCGCAUGCUGUUGCACUCUCCUUACUAUGCGAGCCGCCCGGCCGAGCUUGCUGCAGGAGUGAUGGUGCCCGGCCAGGCGGGCCCCGUUGCCUUCAGCGGCCCCGUCACCAUCCUCGUGUGCCGCGACAACGAGAGCGCCGUCGGCAUUGCAAGGGCGCUCAAGACGGCGGCGAGGGAGGGGCGCGACCGCCAUCUCGGCUCUACCGCCAGCGCCGAGACGGUAACGAUCCGCGAUGCGGAGGAGGCGCUCGAGGGAGUCAACGCGGCCCCGCUCUCCGGGCACGUAGUGUUUCUGCUCUACCUGAACGAUAAGACCUUUCUGGACGCCGGCGGCGCCGUCGCGCGCCUCGUGCAAGCGGCGAUGGACCGGCGCAUCGCGGUCGCAAUGGUCCACGAGCAGGACCCUACCUGCGGCGGCGUUCCGUUCCGCAACUUUUUCCAGCAGACGCCGCAGGUGCUGCUGCAGCAGCCGUACAAGCUCUUCGACACGGUGGCGGUGCCGCUCUUCCCGGCUCCGGAGCACCGCACGGUGAGCCGCCGCCUCGCGCUGUGCAGCAUGGGAGCGGUGCCGUGCGAUGCGGGGCCGCUCUGGCGGCGGUGGCAGCUCCUCCGCCGCCGCAUAGCGGUGGCUCGCCUCGUGCGGCGGCACCCCGCCGAGCCGCGCCAGCAGCCUGUGGUACAGCCGUAG